Molecule: messenger RNA, 1344 nt
Organism: Parnassius mnemosyne (clouded apollo)
Lineage: Eukaryota; Metazoa; Arthropoda; Insecta; Lepidoptera; Papilionidae
Source: the annotation of a GenBank genome assembly
AUGAAUAACCGGAAUGCGAAUUACAAUGAAGAUAUUUUUGAUUAUAUAAAAGUAAGUGAAGAUGAUGAUGAUACAAAUGCCGUUGAAAUCCCUUGUGAACAUGAUGGCACACUUCUGCUUUCUACGCUGGUAGCCCAAUUUCCUGGAGCAUGUGGACUGAAAUAUCGUCAUCCUGAAACUAAAUCAAUCAGAGGUAUAAGACUCAGUGAUGGCAAAUUGCACCCGCCAAGCGAAGCCGGAUGGGGCAAAAAUUUGUAUCUGUGUGUAUUUCCAAAAGAAAAUAAACGAAAAAUGGAAGAUGUGUCACCUGAAAAUUCAGCAGCGAAAACUAAACGACUGGAGAAAAAACUUACUUGCUCUGAUUUAAUUUGCCUUGGCUUACCAUGGAAAUCUACAGAAGAAUCUAUAAAACAAUACUUUGAACAAUUUGGAGAAGUAGUUAUGGUUCAACUGAAAAAAGAUAAAAAUGGUUCCUUCAAAGGCUUUGGUUUUAUACGCUUUGCCACAUAUGCAUCACAAAUGAGAGCUCUAGCCCAGAGACAUAAUAUUGAUGGUCGAUGGGUUGAUGUGCGCAUUCCUAACUCUAAGGAGGGUGUUGUGCCACAAAUGCCAUGUAAAGUAUUUGUGGGAAGGUGUACAGAGGACAUGACUGCAGAUGAUCUUCGAGAAUACUUUUCUAAAUUUGGAGAAGUUACAGAUGUUUUUGUACCCCGACCAUUUAGGGCAUUUGGUUUUGUUACAUUUCUAGAUCCAGAAGUGGCACAAAGUCUGUGUGGUGAAGAUCAUGUAAUCAAAGGUGCUUCAGUAUCAGUUUCAAGUGCAGCACCUAAAAUCAAAAGCAAGUCUAAUCAAAAUUGGAAAGAUGACUCUUAUGGACCAAACUGGGAUGGAAAUAGAUCAGGUCCUUCAGGGGGCUCUAGCAAUGGAGGUAAUAGUAAUAUUGAUACUCUAAACAUGCAAAAUUUGGGGAUUAAUCCAAAUGGUGGAGGGCCACCAGCUAAUUUUAAUUUACCAAUAAGUCUUGUUGCUGCCGCCCUUAAUCAAGCUGGAUGGGGUGGGUUUUUAGGCGGUCCUGGAAGUUCUGGACCUAACAACUGGCAAGGUGGACCUCCACAAGGCAAUUCAGGCAAAAAUUGGAAUGGCAAUCAAAAUUGGGGUCAAAACGGUCCACCUCCAUCAUGGAAUCAAGGUCAAGGGGGUCAAGGUUGGAAUAAUGGUAAAGGCAAUUGGAACCAAGGAAACUGGUCAAAUGGGCAAGGCGGUUGGGGUGGUAAUGGUGGAGGUGGAUCUGGACCAGCUGGAAGCAGCAGUGGAUGGAAUAACAGCAAUAAACCCCAAACAUGA